AUGGCUGAAGAAUACCUCAUGGUGAAGCCCGAAGAAUUUCAACACCUCGUUCAAUAUUACAAAGGACAAAUUACGGACACUGCCUUACUAAACAAAGCAGGUCGUGUUGCUGCCAAAGAGCAUAUUAUUGUAAACAAUCCAAAGGUGCCGGAUGCUAUAGCGAAUCAACAGACUAGAGAAUUGUUACAAGAACGUAGAUAAUUGACGAAACGAUUAAGAGAUAAUCCAAGUGAACCCACGGCCGAUUUGGCAGAUUUAGAGUCUGAAGAAAGUGCCAUGACAGAAGAAAUUGUGGAAAAUUUACUCAAACGCAAGGCAAAGAAACAGAAGAAGAAACUACAAGAUGACAUUGCGCCCCUCAAGACACCCAAGAAGGAAAUUCCCACUCCUGGAACCCCUAAAAUACCAGUGUGCAUGAAGAAACGAGCAAAGAAA
Molecule: messenger RNA, 435 nt
Organism: Pocillopora meandrina
Lineage: Eukaryota; Metazoa; Cnidaria; Anthozoa; Scleractinia; Pocilloporidae
Source: the annotation of a GenBank genome assembly